GGCGACGAGUGCGCAGAGGACCAGGUUCGAACCUGCAAUAAACGACCCUUGCCGCUUGGCUUUGACUUACGACUCUGGUGGACUUUUGUGGGAGGUUUCGGAACUUCGGGCAUUACAUUUGGAGGUCCCACCGAGAUCUCCUCCGAGCCCACCAGACUUCUGGUCAACGGGUCGUAUCUGAUUCCGAUCGGUAAGUAAGCCGGCUCUAACGUUCUUCCUUUUCUCUCUGAUCUGUGUUUCUUCUCUGGAGAACCGGUUCUGUCUGGAAGCUGGUGUGACCCUGGCGGACGCGCUAUAGGGCACCCAGCCGGUGUCAGUUGGAGACGUCCACUGACUGGAUCUGGGGGCCUUCUUGGCCCAUCUGGGGGCCUUCUUGGCCCGUCUGGGGACCUUCUUGGUCCGUCUGGGGACCUUCUUGGUCCAUCUGGGGCCUUCUUGGCCCGUCUGGGGACCUUCUUGGUCCGUCUGGGGACCUUCUUGGUCCGUCUGGGGGCCUUCUUGGUCCGUCUGGGGGCCUUCUUGGCCCAUCUGGGGGCCUUCUUGGCCCGUCUGGGGACCUUCUUGGUCCGUCUGGGGACCUUCUUGGUCCAUCUGGGGCCUUCUUGGCCCGUCUGGGGACCUUCUUGGUCCGUCUGGGGACCUUCUUGGUCCGUCUGGGGGCCUUCUUGGUCCGUCUGGGGGCCUUCUUGGCCCGUCUGGGGGCCUUCUUGGCCCAUCUGGGGACCUUCUUGGUCCGUCUGGGGACCUUCUUGGUCCGUCUGGGGGCCUUCUUGGCCCAUCUGGGGACCUUCUUGGUCCAUCUGGGGGCCUUCUUGGCCCAUCUGGGGACCUUCUUGGUCCAUCUGGGGACCUUCUUGGUCCAUCGGGGGCCUUUUUUGGCCCAUCGGGAUUCUUUUCUGUGGGCUGCUUACGCCCAACGCGCCUGCGAACUAAAUACUUUCAUUUUCUCUAUGAACUUCCAGAGUGCUAAGAAAUAUCUCUAGGUGUCUAAAAGAAAAAACCAUCUAGGCAUGCCAAUUGUUAUCCAUAUUUUGAUGUGAUGUGUGUCUGUGUGUCUGUUAAAUCGACUGGAAUGAUUGUUGGGAGUCAGGGCACGCGCCUGACUUCCCCUAUGUGUAGUCCCACAGCAUAAGCUACGGGAUUCGAGUGGGCUCUAACCCGACUUCCGCGGUGAUCCUCAUACGGCUUAAGGCGGUCAAAAUUUAUUUUGAUCCAAGCAGGGGGUUUAUACCUGCCCGCCCAUGCUAAGAGGCACCUAAGUUCCCGCGAGGGACGCGGACGGGCGAGUACGCGAGUGCUUCUAUGUCAGUCUAAAUGUAUUGUCACCCCUGGGCCCUUGUAAUUACUGCCGUCCUAGCCAUAACCCUUUCUGUUCGGCUGGCCGAGACCAGAAAGUUGGAACCGCUGCGAAAGAUUCUUGUUCUUGUUUUUCUUUCAUGGGUCGGAUGUUUUAUUGGAAUUAAGUGUUUUAUCGGUUGAUCAGAAUUAAUUAUUCCAUCCUUUGUUCCUCUCUCCUCCUUCCUCAGCUCCCUGCGGCUUUCCCUCCCACCCCCUGGCCAGCGGCGCCCCCUCCCCCACGUCCGUGCUGCCCGCGUCCCCUUCUCUUCUCCUCUUCCUCAGAAUCAUAACAUGGGCCAAACGCAGAGCACCCCUCUCUCCCUCCUUCUCACCAACUUCAGGGACAUAAAAGCUAGAGGACACAACUUAAGCCUAGACAUUCGCAAAAGGAAGUUGAUCACCUAUUGCCGCUCUGAAUGGCCCACCUUUGGGGUCAAUUGGCCUACAGAGGGAACCUUCUGCCUCCCUGUGGUCCUUAAAGUAAAAUCAAAAAUUUUCCUACCAGGGAAAGAAGGUCACUCGGAUCAGAUUCCCUAUAUUCUGGUGUGGCAAGAUUUAGUAGAAAACCCACCUCCCUGGAUGGCCUCUUUCUUAACAACAGGGCCAUGCAGAAUUCUAGCGGCUAAACCUAUCAACCCUCCCAAGCCGCCAACUCCAACUGCACCCCCUGUUCUCCCCGACAGCCAAGAUUUACUUUCCCUUGGCUCACCCCCUUACCAGGUUCCCCCUCUUAUUCCGCAAGCUGCUCCUAUCCCUGCCGCGCCGGCAGAGCCUCCCGUAGCUCAGCCCAUAGAAAGAUUAGAAGAUAGGGAGGCUCAACCCGCGCCCAUGCCUAGAGGGGACGAAAUCCAAAGUCCGGCUGGACAUAGCGGUAGGCGGGCCCCUCAUGAGCCAGGACUCCGCCUUCCUGACUCCACCAUAGCUUUACCCUUACGGGAAACAGGGCCUCCCGAUGAUACGGGGAACCCCCGACUUCAAUACUGGCCCUUCUCUACCAGUGACCUAUAUAACUGGAAAACCCAGAAUGCCCAAUUUUCUGACAACCCUAAAGAUUUAAUAAGUCUCUUAGACAGCGUUAUGUUUACCCACCAACCCACCUGGGAUGAUCGUCAGCAGCUCCUCCGAAUCCUGUUCACCGAGGAGCGAGAAAGAAUUCAAUUGGAAGCAAGAAAGCUGGUUCCUGGAGACGAUGGCCAACCCACUGCUAACCUUGAUCUCAUUAAUGCAGCUUUUCCCUUGACCCGACCCCCACAGGAUGGCUGGGACUACAACACGGCAGAAGGUAGGGGACGGCUGCGCAUUUAUCGCCAGACUCUAAUGGCGGGUCUCCGGGCUGCUGCACGCAAGCCCACUAAUUUGGCAAAAGUGUAUUCAGUAAUACAAGGUAAGACAGAGAGCCCCGCUACUUAUUUAGAAAGACUGAUGAAAACCUUCAGACAGUAUACCCCCAUGGACCCCGAGGCCCCCUAAAACCAAGCUGCUGUUGUAAUGGCCUUUGUAAAUCAGGCAGCCACUGAUAUUAAAAAGAAACUCCAGAAACUAGAGGAAAAGGGGGGAAAACAGAUUCAGGACUUACUCCGCAUUGCCCAGCGUGUCUAUAAUAAUAGAGAGACUCCAGAGGACAGGCAACUUAAAGCCACCGAGGAAAUGACCAAAGUCCUGGCCGCUGUUGUCCAAAAGCCCCUAGAUAAGGACCAAUGUGCCUAUUGCAAAGAAAAAGGCCAUUGGGCCCGAGAAUGCCCUAAAAAG
This is a messenger RNA of Felis catus (domestic cat), 3087 nucleotides long. RefSeq lists its product as uncharacterized. The transcript has a single exon. Gene Ontology annotation, biological process: virion assembly. The coding region runs from base 1630 to 2808 and encodes 392 amino acids. The record is from RefSeq and is a predicted model, not a curated record. NCBI's taxonomy places the organism in Eukaryota, Metazoa, Chordata, Mammalia, Carnivora, Felidae.